Messenger RNA from Medicago truncatula (barrel medic), 592 nucleotides. RefSeq lists its product as uncharacterized. Bases 40 to 432 code for a protein of 130 amino acids. The record is from RefSeq and is a predicted model, not a curated record. NCBI's taxonomy places the organism in Eukaryota, Viridiplantae, Streptophyta, Magnoliopsida, Fabales, Fabaceae. The transcript is spliced from 2 exons.
CUUUUGGUUGAAAAAUACAAACAACAAUUUGGUAAAGCAAUGAAACCCUUUGUGCAACGUUUAUCAAUCAUCAUUUUCGUUCCUCUCAUUCUCUCCAUCUUGUUUCUCAUUCUCAUGCCAAAGGAAACUUCCAUGGCGACCUAUGAAGUAUUUGGAGUCAAGAUAGAGAAGAAUCCAUCCCAAUCCAAACUCAUUGAGCUUGGUGUUUCAACUUGGCCUAAGUGGGAAGGUGGUCCAUUAAAAAUUCCAUGGUCAUUUGAAGAAGAAGAAACAAUGUAUAUACUUGAAGGAAAAGUGAAUGUUACUGUUGAAGAGUCAAUUGGAUCUUUUGAAAUUGGAGGUGGUAAUUUAGUUGUUUUCCCUAAAGGAAUGAACAUUACAUGGGAUGUAACUGAACCUGUCAAGAAGCACUAUAGUUUGAAAAAAGAAUGAAGCCUUAUAACUCUUAUGGCUUAAUUAGUAAUUCUGCUAUGUAGAAUUUCAUGAAGUGAUUAUCACACACUAUGGCUAUAUAAUUGAUGUAGGGAUGCUCCUUUAAGCUUUCAUUUCCAUUAGAUUAUGGAUAUAUUAUGCUAGUAUUUCAUUUGAAUUA